CCAAGUCGCGGUUGCUUUGACAGUUCGCGAUGGCCGCCACCGGGUCUGCAGGGGUGCCGGCGACGGUGUCGGGCAAACAAGAGUUUUACCAGCUAUUGAAGAACCUGAUCAAUCCCAGCUGUAUGGUGCGGAGACAAGCAGAGGAGAUCUAUGAAAACAUCCCAGGUCUGUGUAAGACUACAUUCCUCUUAGAUGCCGUCCGAAAUAGAAGAGCAGGUUAUGAGGUGAGACAAAUGGCUGCCGCACUGCUACGACGGCUUUUGUCUUCUGGGUUUGAGGAAGUCUAUCCAAACCUGCCUGCUGAUGUGCAGCGGGAUGUCAAGAUUGAGCUGAUACUGGCUGUCAAGUUAGAAACACAUGCCAGCAUGAGGAAAAAACUCUGUGAUAUUUAUGCUGUGCUCGCCAGGAAUUUGAUAGAUGAGGAUGGGACUAACCACUGGCCUGAAGGUCUGAAGUUCCUUAUUGAUGCCAUCUAUUCUAAAAAUGUGGUUCUGUGGGAAGUGGCGCUUCACGUUUUCUGGCACUUUCCUGGGAUUUUUGGGAACCAAGAGCGGCACGAUUUGGAUAUCAUCAAGCGGUUGUUGGACCAGUGUAUUCAAGAUCAAGAACAUCCAGCAAUCAGGACAUUAUCUGCUAGAGCAGCAGCUGCUUUUAUACUUGCUAAUGAGAAUAACACUGCUCUUUUCAAAGACUUUGCGGACUUGCUUCCUGGAAUCUUGCAGGCUGUGAAUGACUCUUGCUACCAGGAUGAUGAUUCUGUGUUAGAAUCCCUUGUUGAGAUCGCAGAUACUGUACCUAAGUACUUGGGUCCUCAUUUAGAAGCAACUCUGCAAUUAAGUCUAAUGUUGUGUGGUGAUGCUAGGCUUAGUAAUCUACAACGCCAGCUGGCUCUUGAAUUAAUAGUGACCUUGUCUGAAACAGCAACCCCAAUGUUGCAAAAACAUACGAAUAUUAUUGCACAGGCUAUUCCUCAUAUAUUAGCAAUGAUGGUUGAUCUACAAGAUGAUGAGGACUGGGUAAAUGCUGAUGAGUUGGAAGAAGAUGAUUUCGACAGCAAUGCAGUUGCUGCUGAGAGUGCUUUGGACAGACUGGCUUGUGGGCUUGGUGGGAAACUUGUUCUACCAAUUACUAAAGAGCAUAUCAUGCAGAUGCUUCAGAGCCAUGACUGGAAAUGCCGACAUGCCGGAUUAAUGGCCUUAUCAGCCAUUGGAGAAGGGUGCCACCAGCAAAUGGAGCCAAUUCUAGAUGAAACUGUUAACUCUGUUUUGCUUUUUCUUCAGGAUCCUCAUCCAAGGGUGAGGGCUGCAGCCUGCACUACACUUGGACAGAUGGCCACAGACUUUUCACCUAACUUCCAAAAGAAGUUUCAUGAAACAGUGAUCGCAGCUCUGUUGCGUACCAUGGAAAAUCAAGGUAAUCAGCGAGUGCAAUCACAUGCAGCUUCUGCUCUUAUUAUUUUUAUUGAAGACUGCCCCAAGUCAUUAAUAGUUCUAUAUUUGGAUGGUAUGGUGAAAAAUCUACAUUCCAUCUUGGUGAUUAAGCUUCAAGAGUUGAUUCGGAAUGGAACUAAGUUGGCCUUGGAACAGCUUGUGACAACCAUUGCCUCAGUUGCAGAUACUAUAGAAGAAAAAUUUGUUCCAUAUUAUGAUAUAUUUAUGCCCUCAUUAAAGCAUAUUUUUGAGCUAGCAGUUGAGAAAGAACUCAAACUACUAAAAGGAAAAACUAUUGAAUGCAUUAGUCAUAUUGGGCUUGCUGUUGGAAAGGAAAAAUUCAUGCAAGAUGCAUCAAAUGUGAUGCAGCUUUUGUUGAAGACUCAGUCAGACUUAAGUAAUAUGGAAGAGGAUGACCCACAGACUUCUUACAUAGUUUCUGCAUGGGCUAGAAUGUGUAAAAUUCUUGGAAAUGAUUUUCAGCAAUACCUUCCUCUGGUUAUUGAGCCCCUUAUUAAGACUGCUUCAGCUAAACCUGAUGUUGCUCUCUUAGAUACACAAGAUGUGGAGAAUAUGAGUGAUGAUGAUAGUUGGCAAUUUGUAAAUCUUGGAGACCAGCAAAGUUUUGGAAUCAAAACUUCAGGACUUGAAGCAAAAGCAACUGCUUGUCAGAUGUUGGUGUAUUAUGCUAAGGAGUUAAAAGAAGGAUUUGUGGACUAUACAGAACAAGUUGUGAAGCUAAUGGUUCCUUUACUGAAAUUUUAUUUUCAUGACAGUGUUCGAGUGGCAGCAGCAGAAUCCAUGCCUUUUCUCCUAGAAUGUGCAAAAGUCCGUGGAUCAGAGUAUCUUGCACAGAUAUGGCAGUUUGUAUGUGAUCCUUUAAUCAAGGCUAUUAGCACUGAACCUGAUACAGAUGUACUCUCAGAAAUAAUGAGUUGUUUUGCAAAGUCUAUUGAAGUAAUGGGUGAUGGAUGUCUUAGUGAUGAACACUUGGAAGAACUAGGAGAAAUACUGAAAGCAAAACUUGAAGGGCACUUUAAAAACCAAGAAUUAAGACAAGUUAAAAGACAGGAAGAAAACUAUGACCAACAAGUUGAGAUGUCUCUACAAGAUGAGGAUGAAUGUGAUGUUUAUAUUCUUACCAAAGUAUCAGAUAUUUUGCACUCAUUAUUUAGUACUUAUAAAGAAACUAUUUUACCAUGGUUUGAACAGCUGCUUCCACUAAUUGUAAAUCUAAUUUGUUCUAAUAGGCCAUGGCCAGACAGACAGUGGGGACUGUGCAUAUUUGAUGAUAUCAUAGAGCACUGUAGUCCAACCUCAUUUAAAUAUGUAGAAUACUUUCGGUGGCCAAUGCUGUUAAAUAUGCGAGAUAACAACCCUGAAGUUAGGCAAGCUGCUGCUUAUGGGCUGGGUGUUAUGGCACAAUUUGGUGGAGAUGAUUACCGCUCCUUAUGCUCAGAAGCUGUUCCAUUGCUGGUAAAAGUUAUUAAGUAUGCAAAUUCCAAGACCAAAAAAAAUGUCAUUGCUACAGAGAACUGUAUCUCGGCAGUAGGGAAGAUUUUGAGAUUUAAACCUAACUGUGUUAAUGUAGAUGAAAUUCUUCCACACUGGUUGUCAUGGCUGCCACUUCAUGAGGAUAAAGAAGAAGCUAUUCAGACUUUGAGUUUUCUUUGUGACUUAAUUGAAAGUAAUCAUCCAGUUGUUCUUGGUCCAAAUAAUUCUAAUCUUCCCAAACUAAUCGGUAUAAUUGCAGAAGGAAAAAUUAAUGAUACUAUUAACUAUGAAGAUCCUUGUGCCAAGCGCCUUGCAAAUGUUGUACGUCAGGUGCAGACUUCUGAAGAAUUAUGGUUGGAGUGCAUAACACAGCUUGAUGAUGGUCAGCAGGAAGCCUUACAGGAGUUGUUAAAUUUUGCUUGAAGCACUUUACUCUCACUUGAAUAUCAGCUACCAUGAAAGUAAUUCAGUGUUGUAAAGGAUUUUGUUACA
Messenger RNA from Suncus etruscus (white-toothed pygmy shrew), 3416 nucleotides. It is a transcript of the gene RANBP6, whose product is annotated as RAN binding protein 6. The record is from RefSeq and is a predicted model, not a curated record. Gene Ontology annotation, cellular component: cytoplasm; nucleus. Gene Ontology annotation, molecular function: nuclear import signal receptor activity; protein binding. NCBI's taxonomy places the organism in Eukaryota, Metazoa, Chordata, Mammalia, Eulipotyphla, Soricidae. Gene Ontology annotation, biological process: protein import into nucleus. Bases 30 to 3347 code for a protein of 1105 amino acids. The transcript has a single exon.